Molecule: messenger RNA, 5048 nt
Organism: Haliotis rubra (blacklip abalone)
Lineage: Eukaryota; Metazoa; Mollusca; Gastropoda; Lepetellida; Haliotidae
Product: MORC family CW-type zinc finger protein 3-like
Exons: 17
Coding region: 173-2668 (831 amino acids)
Cellular component (GO): nucleus
Molecular function (GO): zinc ion binding; ATP hydrolysis activity
Source: RefSeq, a predicted model, not a curated record
UGACUGAAAAGAAUAUUGCAUUUCAAGCCAUUGCAAAAAUGUGAUUAACUGUUGAUGAUAAUCAAAUAAGGCCUACGUCUUAUUUAUCAAUAAAAUAUUGACGUUUCCAUGAGAAACUACUCUGAGCCAUCUCGGUCCUAAAAGAACCCGUACGGUGCACGGGUCAAACAAAAUGGCGAAUCUCACUGGAGGGAUUCCCCUCAGUAAGGUCAGCCCAAAUUUCCUCCAUGCCAACUCAACCAGUCAUACAUGGCCAUUCAGUGCCAUUGCAGAGUUAAUAGAUAACGCCUAUGAUCCUGAUGUAAAUGCCUCCGAGUUGUGGAUUGACAAGGUAGAGAUCGGUGGAUUUCAGUGCAUUACAUUUGCUGACAAUGGAAAUGGGCUUGACGAGGACAAGCUGCUGAAAAUGCUGAGUUUUGGAUUCUGUGAGAAAGAUGUUUAUGAGAAAUCGAAUCAUAAACCAAUUGGGCAUUAUGGAAAUGGCUUCAAGUCUGGUUCAAUGCGACUUGGCCAGGAUGCGAUCGUCUUCACCCGACAUGUACACACCACCAGCAUUGGGAUGCUAUCCCAGACUUACCUGUCCAAGACGGGGUGUGAGACAGUCAUGGUGCCAAUCAUCACCUGGGAAUUACCUUCCAAUAAAAAAAUUCACAGUGGCAGCUCCCAAAAUAACCUGGCAGCAAUCCUCAAGUACUCACCAUUUACUACAGAGUCCAGUCUUCUCACGGAACUCUUUAGUCUGGAGAGGCUCAAGACUGGGACCAAAAGUUUCAUCUUUAACUUGAAACGUUCCAAAUCAGGAAGCCCUGAGUUGGACUUCGAGAGUGACCCACUAGACAUUCGUAAUCCAGAGACGCUAGCCAUGGACAUGACAACAGUGUAUAGGCCCAUGCAGGAAACCAUUCCAGAGUUCAAGACUUCUCUCAGGGAAUAUUGCAGCAUCCUGUUCCUGAAACCUCGUAUGAAGAUUGUACUCCGUGGACAGAAAGUUAAAACCAAACUUAUUUCCAAAAGUUUGUCGCACACAGAAAUUGAUGUCUACAAGCCGGGAUGGCUGGGUCGACCUCUGAAGAUAGUGUUUGGGUUCACCUGCUCUAAAGAUGCCCGCAGUGAAAACUAUGGACUUAUGAUGUACCACAGGAACAGGCUGAUCAAGGCCUACGAGAAAGUUGGCUAUCAGAGACAGCGCAAUAAUUUGGGUGAAGGAGUAGUGGGCGUGGUUCAGGUGGAUUUCCUUCAGCCCAUACACAACAAACAAGACUUCAACAAGGAUGAGAAGUACAACUCCUUCAUGACCAACAUCUCACAGAAGUUGAAUGAUUACUGGAACGAGAAGAAGUGUGGAGGCAGUCGGGUUCAGGUGGCGCCAGCAGGGAAUCUCCCCGACUGGCUGUGGGCCCAGUGUGAAAACUGUCUGAAGUGGCGUCGUCUUCCUGAUGGCGUUCGGCAGACAGGACUCCCAGACCGAUGGUUCUGUCACAUGAACCCUGAUGCAUCACAUAAUCGUUGUGAUGUGGAGGAGGAACCCGAGGAUGAGGACGAAGCUUUAAACAGGCCGACUUACGAGAAAACUUACAAGAAGCAGCAAGAAGAGAAGCGGAAAAUGUGCAAGAUGGAGGAGCACCAACGUCGGAUACAGAAAGAGAGAGAACUACGAGACAGGGAAGUGGCAAUUCAACGAACAUUACAGCGUAUAAAUCAAGGAGAGGUGUCAAGUUCCAAGAAUCAGAUGCGGAAGGAUGUGGUGAACUUGGAGAAGGCUCUGAUUGAGUCGAAGAAGCGCGAGGCGCUGCAGAAGCGGCUGAUCCUGCAGCUCCAAGAGCAAAAGAAACAUCAGGAGCAGCAGAAGGGGGAGCUUCUGAAGGCCGCCGAGAACCUCCGUGUUGUCAACAUGCAGAACAAUACCCUUCUGGAGAAAGCAGAAAAUUUGGCUGGUAAUUCCCCUGUGUCAUCCACAAGCGGCAACAACAGGAACCAAAACCAGAACCAGAACAUGUGUUUCAAGACGGAGGAUGGAGAGGUGAUCAGUAUUGUGGAGAAUGAUGAUGAUGCAAGUCCUCAGCAAAAAAAUCGUAAUGCUGGAAAGCGGAAACCUGUGACCGACCUCAUUGAUCUGACCAUGGAGGAAGAUGAUAUGCCUUCAUCACCGACAGCUAGCAAGUUGUUCCGGACUGAGGACAUUAAACCAGACAAAGACGAACUCGAUGAGCAGCUGCAGAACAGUGAAGGCAUGGAGACCGAUGCUGUCAAGGACAAAAGCAAAGAUGUGAAACCAAGUCUUGAAGAAUUGGACAGUGAAAUCGAUGUGUUGAGGAAAGCCAACAGCGAAUCCAAAAAACAGAGGAAAAAUGCAGCAAGUGGUAAUCUGUACUCAAAAUCAAAAGAAAAACAGAUUGCUCCUCGAAAAGAGAAGGACAAAGAUGGAUUGUGUGAAUCUGAAACAAAGCAGAGAUAUGAGGAACUGAAAAAGAUGUAUUCUACUAAAUGUACAGAGGUGACACAGGCUAUGGAGGAGCUGAAGGCUUUACAGGACAAUGUGCACAGGCUUCUGAGGAUUAUAGUGCCCGAUGUGGAAUUGGGGGAUGCUCAAGACAUUCGUUACAUUGUGGAGGAGAUGAUCAGGGUGAACUCUGAUGAAUCUUUGUUGAAUGGCGCAUCAGCCACGUGAUGGUGGAUCUAUGUUUCUUCCUUGUAUCUUAUAUGUGUCAUAUUGUUAUAUUUUUUCAAAGGAACUUGAUGAACUUGAUGUGAUGGACAGUGAACAAUCACAGAAUUGAAUAGUUGUUUUAGACUAAUGAAAGCCAUGGAAUAACUUCCUGUUUGUGACAAGUCUCUACUCAAUUUAUGUGCAAAGAAAUGUGUUUUAUAUUUUCAUAUCAAACUUUUCAGCCAUCUUAAUCUUUAGCACAGGGACCACCUAUUCCUAUUGAUUGGAUGUCAACUAUCAUCUAAGAUUCAUUAUCAUUGAUCCUAGAUUAUGCUGAGAUUAGUAAGUUUUGGAUGGACUAGUCAGCCAUCACAGGUCUCAUGCAUGUGCAUUCAGAGAAAUAAACUGAUUUCUUGUAAAAUGUGUAUGAUUAAUGUACUUCUCUCUUGGAAUAUGUUGAUUCUGUUGCAGCCUCUGACUGGGUACAAGCCUGUGACUUUGGUUGAAUAGUAGCCCGUGACUGUGACUGAGUAGUAGACUGUGGCUGAGUAGUAGCCUGUGACUGUGGCUAAAUAGUAGCCUGUGACUGUAGCUAAUAGUAGCCAGUGACUGUGGCUGAAUAGUAGCCUGUGACUGUGGCUGAGUAGUAGCCUGUGACAGUGGCUGAGUAGUAGCCUGUGACUGUGGCUGAAUAGUAGCCUGUGACAGUGGCUGAGUAGUAGCCUGUGACUGUGGCUGAUUAGUAGCCUGUGACUGUGGCUGAUUAGUAGCCUGUGACUGUGGCUGAGUAGUAGCCUGUGACUGUGGCUGAACAGUAGCCUGUGACUGUGGCUGAACAGUAGCCUGUGACUGUGGCUGAGUAGUAGUCUGUCACUGUUAUUGAAUAGUAGCCUGUGACUGUAUAUAUCAUGCUUAUCAAACAGUAUUUCUGACUAUUAUUUGGUAAAGUUACUCAAUUAACAAUUCUGAAAUUCCCUGACUCAAAAUGCAAUUAAUGUAGUACUUGACAGCUGGAGGUACAUGUUAUCUCCACGACAGUGUUACUGAACAUAUCAGCUGGAGGUAUAUGCUAUUCCUGGACAGUGUUACAGAACUGAUCAGCCAGUGUUACAGAACUCAGAUGAUGUUACGGAACUUAUCACCCAGAGGUAUAUGUUAUUCCACGACAGUAUUACUGAAUGUAUCAACUGGAGGUAUAUGCUAUUCCUGGACAGUGUUACAGAACUCAGACAGUGUUACGGAACUUAUCAGUCAGAGGUACAUGUUAUUCCACGACAGUAUGACUGAAUGUAUCAACUGGAGGUAUAUGCUAUUCCUGGACAGUGUUAUGGAACUUAUCAGCCAGUGUUACAGAAUUCAUACAGUGUUACAUUAUCACCCAGAGGUAUAUGUUAUUCCACGACAGUGUUACUGAACGUAUCAGCUGGAGGUAUAUGCUAUUCCUGGACAGUGUUACAGAACUGAUCAGCCAGUGUUACAGAACUCAGACGAUGUUACGGAACUUAUCACCCAGAGGUACAUGUUAUGCCACGACAGUGUUACUGAACAUAUCAUCUGGAGGUACAUGAUAUUCGCGGACAGUGCAGUAAUAUAUAAGUGCUAGUCAGGUGGUCACAUGUAGAACAAAACUUCUCAAAAUUGGAUUUGCAUGGUUGUGAAGUCUGAAUCUAUCUUUCUAUGUGUCCGUCAUGUAUUUGUUUGUUGUCCACAAGAGUCCAUUAUCAGGGCAGGAAUUAUGUCACCCUGAUUAAUAAUCUGUCAGUUCUCAGGUAAUCACAAAUACUGAGCAGCAAUACAGUGCUGGGCCCUGUUCCUUGAUUGUAGCGCUACGACUGUCGUAAGUCUGUGUUAAAGUGUGGGAGUUAAGUAAUCUUAGCACUAUGAUUGUUUUGUGGAACGGGGAGCCCUGGUGUGUUCUGAAGUAGUCGACUUCAGCAUGUUUAGUCGGCAAGUAUAUGUUUGUGAAGUAAAAUUAUUGCAGCUUAAGCUGCAGGUUUCAUAGCUCUGCCCCAUGUGAAAUUUAUUAAAACACUUUCUACUUCAACUUUUGCAUGAAAGCAUAAUUCUUGAUGCAUAAUUUGUCCCAUUUCAUGUUAAGAUAAAGAUGUAUGAAGUUAACAUUUAAUAUUAUUGAUUGUUCUCCAAGUGAAGGAUAUGUUUAGUUUGUGGUUCUUUAAAACAAGUGGGUACAAUAAUGACCUUGGUUGGCCCUGUAGAUGUUGACUUGUCAAACUGGUUUGAAAUUUUCUGGCAUGAAAUUUUAUUAAUUUUUUACAAUAAAUGAGAUUGUUUUCAUCAAUUGCUUGUGGCCAUAUUAUUACAUACAAGAAAGGCUGCUGUUGAGAAUAACAUUGAUUAAUAAAUAUGUUGUGUUAAAGAUCAUUAAAAUCCCCUUUUAUGA